Acipenser ruthenus (sterlet) is the source of this 1058-nucleotide messenger RNA. RefSeq names its product hairy-related 8a (gene her8a). The transcript is spliced from 4 exons. Bases 362 to 1036 code for a protein of 224 amino acids. Gene Ontology annotation, molecular function: protein dimerization activity; DNA-binding transcription factor activity, RNA polymerase II-specific; RNA polymerase II cis-regulatory region sequence-specific DNA binding. The record is from RefSeq and is a predicted model, not a curated record. Lineage: Eukaryota; Metazoa; Chordata; Actinopteri; Acipenseriformes; Acipenseridae. Gene Ontology annotation, cellular component: nucleus. Gene Ontology annotation, biological process: regulation of neurogenesis; anterior/posterior pattern specification; regulation of transcription by RNA polymerase II.
UAGGAUCCGAUGGCCGAGCUAAAUCUCAGGUCAAACACCUGUCUGCGUGGGGGCGUGACGUCACCGCAUUCAGCCCUGCAGUUGACCUGUCAGCGGUGAUGGAACGCUCCCUCGCCUCGAGCGUGGACAGAGUGUGGGAAACUCCGCGGCUUUAAGGACCCACGCGCAUUGUUAUGCAAAAAGGCUUCUAUAUCUUAUCUCUCUAUCUAUCUAUAGAGGCGGCUUGAGAGGAUACAGUCCAGAGGAGAGAAACCACGCAGCGCUGCCGUGCUCCAGAAUCAGGGAAGCCGCGCUCGACAGGCUAUUAUUUGAAUUUUUUUUUUUUAAAAAUAAGGAGAUUAUUUUUUAAAAUUAAAUUUUAAUGAAAAUGACCGCUUCAGGUUUGGCAAAUACUUCAGAGCGAAACUGCAGCGCGAAGGAGGAGAGAAAGCUGAGGAAGCCCUUGAUUGAAAGGAAGCGCCGAGAGCGAAUUAACUGCAGCUUGGACCAGCUCAAAGGGAUCAUGGUGGACGCGUACAACCUGGAUCAGUCCAAGCUGGAGAAAGCGGACGUGCUGGAAAUCACCGUGCAGCACAUGGAGGGGCUGCAGCGCGCCGGCCCGACCGCUGGUAAGGAGUGUGUCGAGGCGCAGCAGCGUUACAGCACGGGUUACAUCCAGUGCAUGCACGAGGUGCACAACAUGCUGCUCACCUGCCAGGGGCUGGACAAGAGCGUGGGCGCGCGCCUCCUCAACCACCUGCUGAAAUCCCUCCCCCAGAUCUCCAGCGAGUCAGCGGGGGCGCCGGGGCGAACACCGCCGAGACCCCCCUCACCCUCCUCCUCCUCCCUCCCCGCUUCACCGCUCUACCACGGCGUCCCUCCCUGCGGACCCAGUCCCCAGCCCUCUCCGCUCCGCCACUACAGCGGCAGGCAAGAUCUGGAAGUCAGUGGGAGCGAACUCAGGACGUCACCGCCGGGCUCGCCGCUGAGCGUCCCGUCACAUCCGGGAUUCCAGCCGUUUCCAAGCAACGACCGUUCCAUGUGGAGACCAUGGUAACGACAAUAAUAAAAAAAAUAAA